AUGGAGCUUCCUGACUUCACGAACGAUUUGACCAGCGACCUCCACGAGGUUCUAGCCGACGACGACCAGCGCACCAAGAGCCGACUGCGCGCCAAGCGCCUCUACUACAAGAAGCGGAACUUGCUUGACGAUCUCCAGCGCGACGUCGAUGUCCUGGAGGUCGAGUACGAGCGGCUUCUGGCUGUCCACCACAAACAAGACGCGCACUCGACGCUCGAGUCCACUAAACAGGACCCCAGUAGCGCCGUCCACCGCGCAUACGUGCAGCUAUCGCAAGUCAAGAGCGCACUGAUGAAGGAGAACGAAGAGCUCAAGGGACUGCAUGCAAAUUACCAAGAGAUGGAGAAACAGAUUACACAGCUAGCAGCCGCCCAGAAGAAAUCUUUACGGCUGGCUGAGGAAGAGCAGAAACACAAGCGGAGGAACCCCGUGCUCAAGGUGAACCCGCUCACACAGGACCAGUGCGCGGAGAUCGCACAGAAGUCCUAUUUAGAGAUUAAGACGUUCCGAGAGAGCGAUACAUGCUUCUCUACUGGAACGAGCGUGUUGGGGUGGCGAGAUCGACACGUUCUGCGCCACAACAAGCUCAUGUUCUCACUGGAUAAAACUUUUCAGGGACGGGCUACGGACAUGAUGGCGAGGAAUAUCUGGGAGAUCUUGUCGCUGCCUGAGCCCAUCGUGAUCAUGCGUCCUCGAGAUGCGAAAGUGCAUUUCCACGUCGUGCAGCGACUGAACGAGGACGCGGUUGUCUACUACUACACGCUGGAGCGUGAGGACACGGACAUUCGAGUUCGAGCAUUUCUCUUGGCCAUGCGUGUGGAUCUCGGACAGGAUGGUUGCAUGGUAAUUCUUCGCAACUUGGACCCAAAGACCUACCUCCAACACGAUGGAGACUGCACAGCACCGGUCCGUCGCGGACGGCGGAAGGUGGAGCCGCACAAAGAGAAUUUUUGGCUGGAUGUGUUCGUGUGGAGUUUCUACGAGUACGCGGGUGAGCAGCUUGACGACUGUAAACAGACUUUCGGCGGAGAGAUUGAAGGCACGACACUCGCAAGUCCAGGAUGGUGGUCGAUUGAAAUAUUGGAGAUGGCUCUGCGCAUGGAAAGCAGGGGAAUCGGCUCGAGGGGUCUACUGCGAUGGUAG
Messenger RNA from Phytophthora infestans T30-4, 1143 nucleotides. RefSeq lists its product as uncharacterized. Bases 1 to 1143 code for a protein of 380 amino acids. The record is from RefSeq and is a predicted model, not a curated record. The transcript has 2 exons. Lineage: Eukaryota; Oomycota; Peronosporomycetes; Peronosporales; Peronosporaceae.